Messenger RNA from Pseudozyma flocculosa PF-1, 2424 nucleotides. RefSeq lists its product as uncharacterized. The transcript has a single exon. Bases 1 to 2424 code for a protein of 807 amino acids. Gene Ontology annotation, cellular component: cytosol. Gene Ontology annotation, molecular function: 5-oxoprolinase (ATP-hydrolyzing) activity. The record is from RefSeq and is a predicted model, not a curated record. Lineage: Eukaryota; Fungi; Basidiomycota; Ustilaginomycetes; Ustilaginales; Ustilaginaceae. Gene Ontology annotation, biological process: glutathione metabolic process.
AUGACACAGCAGCCGCGACUGCAGAUCGCAAUCGAUCGAGGCGGCACCUUCACCGACUGCCUCGGACGCCUCCCCUCCUCCCAUCCCGACCAGCCCGCGCGCGACAUUGUCAUCAAGCUCCUCUCCCACGACCCCGCAAACUACAAGGACGCCCCCCGCGAGGGAGUACGCCGCAUCCUCGAGGCCGCAUUUGGACAGUCCAUCCCGCGCGGCCAAAAGAUCGACACCUCCCGCAUCGACUACAUCCGCCUCUCCACCACCGUCGCCACAAACGCCCUCCUCGAGCGCAAGGGCGAGAGGCACGCACUCGUAAUCACAAAGGGCUUCAAGGACCUCGUCCAGAUCGGCAACCAGUCCAGGCCGGCCAUCUUUGACCUCGCCAUCCGCAAACCCGAGGUCCUCUACUCGGGCGUCCUCGAGGUCGACGAGCGCGUCACCCUCGUCGGGUACACGUCGGACCCAAACGCAAGGCAGAACGCGGUCCAGUUUGCAGAGCAGCCGCCGCGCGGCGACAGUGACGGUGACGACCAACACCAUCGCCAUUCCAUCCAACGCCCCUACAGCGGCACCGACCUGCCGCCCCGCGCCUACGAUGCCCACGGCAACGCCACCGCCGAUGCCGAGAUCGUCCGCGGCGUCUCGGGCGAGGCCGUCGCCAUCCUCAAGCGCCCGGACGAGGAGCUGAUCCAGAGGCAGCUCAGCGCCCUCUACCACGAUCACGGCUACCGCUCGCUCGCCGUCGUCUUCAUCCACAGCUACACCUUCCCCCAACACGAGCAGAUCGUCAAGCGCAUCGCAAAGGAGAUCGGCUACACCACCGUCAGCUGCAGCGCAGAGCUGAUGCCCAUGAUCAAGAUGGUGCCCCGCGCCACCUCGUCGACCGCAGACGCCUACCUCACCCCCGUUCUCCAGGCCUACAUCGACAGCUUCUUUUCCGGCUUCGACGACAGCCUCCGCGACGGCAGCGCCGGCACCAAGGUCGAGUUCAUGAUGUCCGACGGCGGCCUCACCUCGGUCGACCACUUCAGCGGCCUCAAGUCGAUCAUCUCGGGCCCCGCCGGCGGCGUCGUCGGCAUGGCCCUCACCUCGUACGACUCCCAAGACGGGAGACCCAUCAUUGGCCUCGACAUGGGCGGCACCUCGACGGACGUCUCGCGCUACGCCGGCGCCUACGAGCAGGUGUUUGAGACGGUGCUCGACGGCAUCACGAUCCAGAGCCCGCAGCUCGACGUCAACACCGUCGCCUCGGGCGGCUCCUCGCGCCUCUUUUUCCGCAACGGCCUCUUCGCCGUCGGGCCAGAGUCGGCAUCCGCGCAUCCGGGACCCACGUGCUACCGCAAAGGCGGCCCGCUCGCCAUCACCGACGCUAACCUCGUCACCGGCAGGCUGGCGGUCGAGAUGUUCCCAAAGAUCUUUGGACCCAACGAGGACCAGGGCCUCGACGUCGAGGGAAGCACGCGCGCGUUUGAGGAGCUUACGCGGCAGAUCAACGCCGAGACCGGCCAGCAGCUGAGCGUCGACCAGGUCGCCCAGGGCUUCAUCCGCAUCGCCAACGAGACCAUGUGCCGGCCGAUUCGGUCGCUGACCGAGGCGCGCGGCUACUCUGCCUCGAAGCACAUCCUCGCCUGCUUUGGCGGUGCCGGCGGCCAGCACGCCGCCUCGCUGGCGCGCAGCCUGGGCAUCCGCACCGUCAUCGUGCACCGCUACUCGUCCAUCCUCUCGGCCUACGGCAUGGCGCUGGCGGACCGCGUCUUUGAGGAGCAGGAGCCGUCGUCCGAGGUGUGGUCCGGACCCGGCUCGUCGUCGGGCCAGCGCAUCCGGAAGCGGGUCGAGGCGCUCAAGGAAAAGGUGCACGGCGAGCUGCGGCAGCAGGGCUUCGAGGACGCGCGGAUCCGCCUCGAGGUGCUCCUCAACCUGCGCUACGACGGCACAGAUACGGCCCUCAUGACGCUCGAGCCGCAGGACGGCAGCUGGGAGUUUGAGCGGGUGUUUGUGGAAAAGUACCGCACCGAGUUUGGCUUCGUGCUCGAGGGCAAGGACAUUGUCGUCGACGACGUGCGCGUGCGCGGGGUGGGCAAGAGCUUUGACGCGCUCGGCGAGAGCACGCUGGCCGAGUACCGGCGUCUGUUUGAGUCUGGUUCUCGCUCGGCUUCGUCGAAGUCGGCGUCGACCGCGAGACCUAGCGAUGGGGCGAAUCAGGAGGGCGAGAAGGAGGAGGAGGAGGUCGAGACGACACGCAAAGUCUACUUUGACGAGCACGGGAGGCUCGAGACGCCCAUCGUGCCUCUGCGAUCCUGCCGACCGGGUCGGGCGAUCCAAGGUCCGGCGAUCCUCAUCGACGAGACGCAGACGAUCCUCGUCGAGCCCCGCUGUACCGCGUGCAUCACCAGCCAAGCCGUCAUUGUCAAUAUCCUGUACGAGUAG